This is a messenger RNA of Sesamum indicum (sesame), 969 nucleotides long. Its product is annotated as Cytochrome b561/ferric reductase transmembrane protein family. The record is from RefSeq and is a predicted model, not a curated record. Gene Ontology annotation, molecular function: oxidoreductase activity. Lineage: Eukaryota; Viridiplantae; Streptophyta; Magnoliopsida; Lamiales; Pedaliaceae.
UCGGUGGCUCACUGUUCCGCACUAACUAUACUGAACUCAGACACUGAGAGUGAGAGCGUGCUUUGGAAGAGAUCAGAGUGCUCUGAAGCUAUGGCCAGAAUCUUGUUUUUACCAUUUUCUGUUCUAAUUUUUGCCAGAUUUUCAGCUUGUGUAGUUGCAGUUCUUGUACUCAUCUGGGCUCUUCACUUCAAUACUAGCUUUAUUCCUCACUCUCCCUCUCAGGAAGACCACAUUUAUGCUGUGUUGCACCCUUUGCUAAUGGUGAUUGGUUUCAUCCUGAUCAGUGGAGAAGCCAUUUUGGUGCACAGAUCGCUGCCUGGUUCAAGAAAUUUGAAAAAAUUAGUACACCUGUGUCUCCAAGGCGUGGCUUUGGCUUGUGGGAUUUUUGGGAUUUGGACCAAAUUCCAUAGUCAACAUGGGAUUUUGGCUAACUUUUACAGUUUGCAUUCAUGGAUGGGUUUGAUCUGUAUCUCCAUGUUUGGGGCUCAGUGGCUGUUUGGCUUUGCCAGCUUUUGGCACAGAGGCGAGAUGCGAACAACAAGGCUAAGGGUACUUCCUUGGCAUGUCUUUCUUGGUCUAUACACUUAUGGCUUGGCUGUGGUGACUGCUGAGACAGGGCUUCUUGAAAAGUUAACUUUCUUGCAAAUCGAAGGGAAUCUACUAAAACGUUGCCCGGAAUCAGCUGUUGUCAACGGUUUAGGACUCGGUCUGGCUGUGCUGAGCAGUGUUGUGAUACUAGGAGCAGUUUCACCUAAGUACCAAACUUCAAAAUCUAAGAUCAUAUCAGAUAGCAAGAACUCUUCUCUCUGAAUGGAGUGUAUAAUUUGUAUAUCUCUUUCAUGAUGUAAAUAGAUUUUAAGCUUGUUCAUCUCUUUCUUCAGAAGCAGUAAUUUUUUGUUGUGAAACUUUCCUUUUUAGAUCUAUAACUGUUAUUGCAUUCGGCGUCAUGUCUAUGAAUUUGGGCAUGAU